Rubroshorea leprosula is the source of this 1431-nucleotide messenger RNA. The record is from the annotation of a GenBank genome assembly. Lineage: Eukaryota; Viridiplantae; Streptophyta; Magnoliopsida; Malvales; Dipterocarpaceae.
AUCGUUCGUUUCUCGAUCCCUACCUCUUCCUCUCCAUUUCUUCGAUCCUUUUCUGGCGAUUCUCCUGCGCGAUUCCGGUUCGUACAUGAAUAAAAUUCAGUGGAUUCUUCAGUUUUCAAUUGUAGGAAGAUCUUUGUCUUUAGUCUCAUAAUUGCAGGCAAAAAAAUUCAGGAAAUGCAUUUUAAGAUCCGUUCUGUAUAUUUCAUUGUGAUUGAUCGAAAAUGAUGUGAUGGUGAAAUCUUCGGCACAGAUUAUAGCGCGAUGAGUCAGGUGUUCGAGGGAUAUGAGCGCCAGUACUGCGAGCUCUCCGUGAAUUUGUCGCGGAAGUGCACCUCUGCCGGUUCUGUUGAUGGAGAGCAGAAGAAGCAGAAAAUAUCUGAAAUAAAAGCAGGACUCGAUGAUGCUGAUGCCUUGAUUCGGAAAAUGGACCUUGAAGCAAGGAGUUUGCAGCCAAGCAUGAAGGCAACACUUCUUGCCAAACUAAGAGAAUAUAAAACUGAUCUGAACAAUUUGAAGAGUGAAUUCAAAAGAGUUUCUUCAGCUAAUGUGAAUCUUGCCGCAAGAGAUGAGUUGUUGGAGUUAGGAAUGGCAGAUGCAAUGAUGGUAAUUGAGUGAUUGACGCAACUCUCUCUUCCUGUUUUUUGGCCAGCCAACUCUCUCUUCUUAAGUGGCAUGAAUUUGCGCUUGAUGUUGGUGUGGUUAAGUAGUUAGUUACUAGAUCCUUACUUUUCCCCCUCAUUUUAUAAUAUCUUGAAGCAUUUCCUGUACCAAUCUCGUUAUUUCACAUGAUUAUUCCCCAUAAAUUCUUUCACCUUUUCACUGAAAACAUGCACAUAGUUGAAAUAUUUGUUUUCUUGUAUAUAUAAAGCAUACAUAGGUAUUUCUCCUCUCUAAGCUAUUAUGUCAAAAGCUUGUUAUUGGUUGAGGGGACAGGUUUCUUCUGAUCAAAGAGGACGCUUGUUGAUGUCGACAGAGAGAUUAAAUCAGUCAACUGACAGAAUUAAAGAAGGCAGAAAAGCAGCGCUGGAGACAGAAGAGUUGGGUGUCUCAAUCCUCCAGGACCUGCAUCAACAACGUCAAUCUCUACUUCACGCUCGUAACGCUAUCCAUGGGGUAGACGACAACAUUACCCAGAGCAAAAAAAUCCUAGCUAUUAUGUCCAGAAGGAUAAGCAGGAACAAAUGGAUAGUUGGCUCCAUAAUUGCAGCACUAGUUGUUGCAAUCAUAUUGAUCUUGUACUUUAAGCUGACUCAUUAGCUUGCCUGCUUGCGCUGCUCAAAAUCCCAAUCAUUUCCCUUGGUUUUAUGUGAUCGGGUUUUAUAUGCCAUUAUUCAUCAAGUGCUUGCAGGGUAGCCAUCUUAGUUUCUGUUACAUAACAAUAACGUUUCUUUUGUGUCCAAACUCAAUUUCAAAUAGACAUAAUCCCCACGC